Molecule: messenger RNA, 4603 nt
Organism: Amorphotheca resinae ATCC 22711
Lineage: Eukaryota; Fungi; Ascomycota; Leotiomycetes; Helotiales; Amorphothecaceae
Exons: 3
Coding region: 302-4138 (1278 amino acids)
Cellular component (GO): Set1C/COMPASS complex
Molecular function (GO): protein binding; histone H3K4 methyltransferase activity; nucleic acid binding
Source: RefSeq, a predicted model, not a curated record
AUCUCCCAUAUCCUCUUCCCACAACUCCCCUCAUCUAUCUCCGGCGAGAGAGCCUCAUCGACCAAGAAAGUCUUUCUGCACCAUUCUCUCACCUUCUGCGACAACUAUUGACUCUCCCACAACCUCGCUCACCCAACAGCGCCGCAUCUGGCUUUAGAGCAGUCGCGUGAAUCCAUCUCUUCGCCUUCGCGCGUGUCUGCCAUCGCCCCGCUGCUCUCAUGCAUGCAGUCGCUCUCUGAAUACCAUAAUAGAGAUGAUGGUUGGCGGGCGGCGGGUGAGGUAGAUCAGUAUUUGUCCUACGAUGUCGCGCGCGUCCGGGGCGAGCUUUGCGCAGUUUUUUCCGUCUGCCCCUCGAGCUGCCAAGGACAAGGCGAAGGAGCGGGAGAAGUCCAAACCACAGAUCUUGGAGUCGACGAGCAGACAUCUAGCUGCUGACAGCGCGGUAGUAUCUUCGCAGCCUGCUGUUGAGAAUGCUGGUUCCACUCGCCCUGCCGGAGAAAGCAAUAUCACCAGCACGGAUUCUACUGCACCCCCAGCAGAGGAAACCGUAUCAUCCCCUGGCGAUAUACUGAACGGCGUGGGAUCUGCAAGUUCACAUUCAAGUACCAUAUCAUCUGUCUUUAGUGCGCCAGUCCAACAACCGAACAUGUCAACAUCUGGCGGAUCUCGGAAUGUUAGCAGCCUGACCCCUAUGACAACCCUCGACUCCUCUCCACAUCAUAUCGCAAGUCCACAAUACAAACCAGGCUCUCAAGCCAUCAGUUCGAGUGGCUUUGCAUCCACUAAAUCCAACCCCCAAAAUGACGUCCCCCAAGCGCCAUCUGCUGUGGCAGAACAAGCCCCCUCAGAACCGCGAGUCUACGCUCGAGAUCCAAUGAGAAGUAUAAAAGGCACAAUAUGUACAUACGAUCCUCUUCUCGACCGAAAAUUGGGCUCGAACGAGAAGAAGAAGGCGAAACCGACAUAUAAGGAGUUUGGCUUGGAAGAUGACGCUCCCCCAGCAGAUCCGCGCCUCGCGAAAGGUGGGAGAUUGGGCUACAUCAAUACCGAUUUCCACAAGCCGAGGUCACGACUACGCCAUGCGCCAUACCUGCUUCCAAAGUACCCCUGGGAUCCGAAGACAUCGUACGGCCCAGGACCGCCCACCCAAGUCGUAGUGACCGGAUUCGACCCGCUCUUCAACUUCGCAAAUGUGACGGCUUACUUCUCGAGCUUUGGCGCGAUCGCGGAGAGCAGCAACAAACUCCAUCCUGAGACUGGCAGCUGUCUGGGAUUUGGUACUUUCCGAUACAGAGACAAGAACGAAAAAGGCGGUGUUUUCGUUUCUGCCAUUCAAGCUGCGAGGAGGGCAGUAAGAAACGGAAAUGGCUCACGAAUUGGCACGCAAAAUAUCAAAGUCGAAUUCGAUCCUGAUGGCAUCAAAAGUAGACGAAUGUUGGAGGAUGUACUCAAGGAAUACAAGCCGCCGCAAGCCCUUCUACAGCCUCCCAAAGCCCCCGUAGCUCCCAAACCCUCCGAAGCCUCCAAGACACCUGGGCCGCCUCCGACAGCACCGAAAGGGCCUGCGGCGUUUUCGCAAAGGCAACCUUUCCGUGCGCCGCCUGUUUCGGCGCCUUUCAUUCCAACAAAACCGCGUGUGCUGACCCUUAUUGAAGAUCAGCCAAUUUCGGAGCAGCUGGAGGACGAUCCCUAUAUUUUCGUGUCUAAAGAAUCAGUGCCGGUGCUUCCCACGACGAUAGUACAUAUGAAGAAGCGGAUGAGGCACUGGGAGUUUGACGAUGUUCGUGCUGAUCGCUGGGGAUAUUACAUCAUAUUCCAGAAGUCGGAAUCGGGGAGGUCACAACUGGAAAAGUGCUUCAACCUUACGGACCGGACACCAUUCUUUACGUACACGUUGGUAAUGAAACCGAUGCCGUAUGGGACCAAGGGUCUCCCCCCUUCGAAGCGUCGUGUCUCCGAUGCCACACGCAGACGAAGCCGAAGUCCGACGCGGAGACAUAUGGAGCAGCGGGAUAAGGAAGACGAGGAGGCACGCAGAAGGGAAGAAGAAGCCGACCUUGAAGAGGAGAAGAAAGAACGCGCCAAGAAUUUCGAUCCAGCGAGGGAGGCUAUUGAGGUUAUCCGAAGGGACCUGAAAGAUCAGCUGCUGAAGAAUAUCCGCACGAAGAUUGCUGCACCUGCUCUGCACAACUAUAUGGACCCUGCAAACCAUGUUGCCAAGAGACGGAAGUUCAAUAUUGCCGAUCCCACAGACCUGAAGAUACCUCUGAUCCACGAAGAUGACGAUCGAGAAGAUAGUCCAGCGAUUGGCACGCCAAAUUCUCGUGCAGAUAGCUUUGACCGGCGGAUCAUGGGGCCAGGGCGGCUCAAUGUCACCGCACUCCCUCGAAUCCGCAAAAUCAAAGGUGGAAAGAAAGUUAAUGUUGGCUUUAAAGAUCCCUUUGCUCGAGCUCGACCAGAAGUUCGGAAGGCCUUCGUUCGUCCCCUGCAUCACCGCCUCCUCCACAGUGACGAUGAGGAUUCAGAUGAUGAGACGGAGGAUCACUCCAGAGGUCGCGAUACUGAAGAGCCAGAAUCACGUCCGCGCAGCAGGAUGAGUACUGACGAUGAAGCUUCCGACGAUGAACCAGAAGUACUGAGCCGAAGAGAUCAGCUGAAGGAGGAGACCACGUCGAUGGAUGCUCGUGAUGAGGAUUCGAUGAGUGAAGCCAACUUUGUGGCUGGAGAGCCAGUUGUGCCGACAAAGAAGCGAAAGCUUGAUCUGCAGGUGGAAGCUUCUCUGAAGCGUCAGAAGAAGACGGAUGAAGAGCUCUUUGGUGUUGAUGCUGAUCUCAUCGAACGUGAAUUCCCUCUGUCGGCAUCUACAGAGGACACUGUAAUGCACGAUAUUGACGGUAUCAUGAAGACGGAAAGCGAUGCUGAGGCUGCUGUGACCGCUCAAGGGAAGAAGAAGAGUGUUCCGAAGACUAAAAAGAAGAAGUCCAAGAAACAGCUCUUCGCAGAGCGGGAGGCUCUCAAACGGGAGCAGGAGGGCAUCUACAUGGAAGAGGCUCUCCGGCAACCUUCUGUUGAAGUGGAGGAUGAAGAGGAGUACAUCACCGAAACUGCUCCCCUGCAAAGCUCAGUGGAAUGGGGCAUGGCGGGAGAGUCUCCUCGCCCAACCGUAGCUGAUGAUUUCCUCAACCUUCUUGAUCUGGAUGGUCUUCAGAACCUAGUCAAGGAUGACGGGGAUGCGUUGGCUGCGGCACAAGGAUUCGAGACCGAACCGGCGGCUCAUGUUCGUGAUUCUGCAACCUUUAGCUGGAAACAGAAGGACGUGAAAGCACUCAACCGCAAUGGCUACAGAGGGCUUGUUACCAGCGAGACUACUAUCGAGGGUUAUUAUGUUCCGAACGAGUCCGGUUCUGCGCGAACUGAAGGAUUUAAGAAGAUUCUUAACUCUGAAAAGUCCUUGUAUUUGCCUCAUCGUAUCAAGGUCCAGAAAGCACGAGAAGAGCGGGAGGCUCAAGCCAAGAAAGCAGGGAAGGAUCUUGUGGCUGAAGCAGCAGAAGCUGCCAAGAUUGCUGCUGAGAAGUUACUCGCCAAAGGAAACUCCCGAGCGAAUCGUGUCAACAAUCGUCGAUUCGUGGCUGAUCUCAAUAACCAGAAGAAGGAUCUUGGUGGUGAUGCUGAAGUUCUUCGAUUCAACCAACUGAAGAAGCGGAAGAAGCCUGUCAAAUUCGCCCGAUCUGCAAUUCACAAUUGGGGCUUGUACGCCAUGGAGAAUAUUCCAAUGAACGACAUGAUCAUCGAAUACGUCGGCGAGAAAGUUCGACAACAAGUCGCUGACCUUCGAGAGAAUCGUUAUCUCAAGAGUGGCAUUGGAAGUAGUUAUCUGUUCAGGAUUGACGAGAAUACGGUCAUUGACGCCACAAAGAAGGGAGGCAUCGCCAGGUUCAUCAAUCACAGCUGCAUGCCAAACUGCACGGCAAAGAUCAUCACCGUAGAGAAGAGCAAAAGAAUUGUCAUCUAUGCGCUGCGGGACAUCGCCCAGAAUGAGGAACUUACGUACGACUACAAAUUCGAGCGUGAGAUCGGCAGUACAGACCGUAUCCCCUGUCUCUGCGGUACCGCAGCCUGUAAAGGAUUUCUCAACUAAUACCCUUUGUAUUCCUUCGUCAUUGCAUCGUCCGGCCGUUUGUUUCGGAAGGGGGCAGCAGAUGCAAAUAAAAGCAAAUUCAUUUCUCGCAAGGAGUUUACGUGACCCGGACAUUUUCAAACACUGCAUACAAGAAUCGGGUGGGCUGGCAGGCUGGCUUGGGCAGGUAAAGCCCAAAAAUGUACUCUUUUCAACCGAGUCAUUUGCAGGGCGUUCUUUUAAUUUUUCUGUGCGGUUUAUAUGGGCUGAUUGAUAAUAAAAGGCGCCAUGAAUCUGACAUGGCGAUUGAUGUGGGGCAGGGAAAGGAGGUGCGAUAAGGAGAUUCAGAGAAUAAGGCGUGGGCCACUUGUAUGAAUAGAUAUAGUGCUUGACCAGCUGAUGAGCUGGGUGCGGCAGGUAGUAAGCCUGGAUCUGGGCAAAAUAGAGUUGUGCAGAUCAAGACCAACUUUGGAAAAUAUCCUGAUG